Heterocephalus glaber (naked mole-rat) is the source of this 7836-nucleotide messenger RNA. It is a transcript of the gene Setd2, whose product is annotated as SET domain containing 2, histone lysine methyltransferase. Gene Ontology annotation, molecular function: histone H3K36 methyltransferase activity; protein binding. Gene Ontology annotation, cellular component: chromosome; nucleus. NCBI's taxonomy places the organism in Eukaryota, Metazoa, Chordata, Mammalia, Rodentia, Bathyergidae. The record is from RefSeq and is a predicted model, not a curated record. Gene Ontology annotation, biological process: regulation of DNA-templated transcription.
CAAAGAUUGAAAGUGUGCAGAAAACAGGUUUCAUCAAAGGACCAAUGUUCAAAGGUGUUGCUUCUAGUCGAUUUUUGCCCAAAGGCACCAAGACAAAAGUUAAUUUGGAGGAACAAGGACGACAGAAGGUGUCAUUCAGCUUCAGCCUUACAAAAAAAACUUUGCAGAAUAGGUUUCUUACCGCACUUGGCAAUGAAAAACAAAAUGAUACUCCAAACUCCCCUGCUUUAUCUCAAGGAGACUCAACUCCUAAAAUUAAAGUGGACAUUGGAGAUACCUUAGCUACUACAGAAGAAUCUUCCCCACCAAAAUCAAGAGUGGAAUUGGGCAAAAUUCAUUUUAAAAAACAUCUGCUUCAUGUGACUUCCAGGCCACUGCUGGCUACUACCUCAGCAGUAGCAUCUCCAUCUCCUCCCCCAGUACAGUUACCAGCAGUCAUACCAGAAUCAACAACUAUAGACUCACCACCUUCAUCUCCACCUCCACCACCUCCACCUCCCCAAGCCACAACACCCUCAUCACCAGCACCAAUAACAGAGCCAGUGGCCUCACCACACACACCAGUAACAGUUCUCACGACAGCACCACUAUCCUUACCAGUAGAUGUAGCAGUUAGAACUCUGAAAGAACCACCAGUUACACUUGUAAAAGAGUCUUUAGAAGUGGAUACUAAGCAGGACAUUAUAUCUAACAAUUCAGAAGAACACAUAACUCACAAUCUGAAUGAUCAAGUAGAUAGUCCUUCACCAAAAGAAGAUUCCCAUAUUGGGAAGGAAGAAGAUAUUCCAGAUAGUUCUAAGAUUAGUCUGAGCUCUAAAAAACCGGUUUCUAAGAAGAAAUAUUCACAAUUUGAAGGCUCAUUUUUUGGCUCAGAAUCUGAUGAAGAUUCUGUAAGGACUUCCUCCAGUCAAAGAUCACAUGAUUUAAAAAUUUCAGCAAGCAUUGAAAAGGAAAGAGAUAUUAAAAAGAGCUCAGCGCCUUUAAAAAGUGAAGAUUUAGGAAAAUCUUCAAGGUCUAAAACAGAAAGAGAAGAUAAAUAUUUUAGCUACUCAAAACUUGAAAGAGAUACUCGGUAUGUAUCUUCCCGAUGUAGAUCAGAAAGAGAGCGAAGGCGGAGCAGAUCUCGUUCCAGAUCUGACAGGGGGUCUAGAGCUAGCCUAUCCUAUUCCCGGUCAGAACGAUCUCAUUAUUAUGACUCUGAUCGACGCUACCAUAGGAGUUCCCCUUAUCGAGAGAGGACACGCUAUUCUCGGCCAUAUACAGAUAACAGGGGACGAGAGAGUUCCGACUCUGAAGAUGAAUAUAAGAAGACAUACUCAAGGCGCACCUCGUCUCAUUCCUCCUCUUACAGAGACCUGAGAACAUCAUCCUAUUCUAAAUCUGAUCGGGACUGCAAAACUGAGACCUCUUACUUAGACAUAGAGAGAAGAGGAAAGUAUUCUUCCAAACUAGAGAGAGAAUCCAAAAGGACUUCAGAAAAUGAAGCAAUAAAAAGAUGUUGUUCUCCUCCUAGUGAUCUGGGAUUCCGAUGGGGGUCCUCAUAUUCUAAGCACGAUUAUAGUGCUUCCCGCUACAAAUCUGCCCUUUCAAAGUCCAUACCCAAGUCUGACAAAUUUAAAAAUUCUUUCUGUUGUACAGAAUUAAAUGAGGAAAGCAAACAGUCUCAUUCUUCUAGUUUACAGACUCCUUGUUCAAAAGGUAGUGAGUUAAGAACUGUUAGUAAAAUUCCUGAAAGAGAAAAGACUGGGUCUCCAUCUGCAUCAAAUCGGUUAAAUGAUUCACCUACUUUUAAAAAGCUAGAUGAAUCACCUAUUUUUAAGUCAGAAUUUAUAGGACGUGAUAGCCAUGAUAGUAUUAAAGAAUUGGACUCUUUAUCUAAAGUGAAGAAUGAUAAAUUAAAAAACUUUUGUCCCAUUGAAUUAAAUAUAAACGGAUCUCCUGGGGCAGAAUCUGAUGUGACAACAUUUUGCACUUCUAAAACUGAUGCUGUUUUGAUGACAUCUGAUGAUAGUGUGACUGGAUCAGAGGUAUCUCCUUUGGUCAAAGCAUGCAUAUCUUCAUCAAAUGGAUUUCAGAGUAUUAGUAGGUGCAAGGAAAAAGACUUGGACACUUGCAUGCAGCAUAGUAAGUCACAAAGUCCAUUUAAAGAAACAGAACCUUUGGUGUCACCAUGCAGUGAUAAUAUGUCUUUGCCAGUUAUGACUACAGAUUAUUCUAAAACAGAAAAAGAGCCAGUUGAUAUGAGAGUUUCUUGCUGUAAAACCAAAGAUUCAGAUAGAUAUUGUACUGCAAAUGAGAGUAACCCUUCUUUGUGUUAUUCUGAAGCUGAAACUGUUGAGCCUUCAGUUACGAAGAUUUCUUCAAAUAGCUUUAAGAAUGUACAUUUGGAAUCAAAAACAGUUGUAUGUGAUAAGAGAAAUCUGACAGAUCAGCACUCAAAAUUUACAUGUGAAGAGUAUAAACAGAGUGUUGGUAGCACUAGUUCAGCUUCUGUUAAUCAUUUGGAUGAUUUAUAUGAACCUAUUGGGAGUUCAAGUAUUGGUUCAUCUCUUCAGAGUCUUCCACCAGGAAUAAAAGUGGACAGUUUGACUCUCUUGCCAUGUGGUGAGAACACAUCUCCAGUUCUGGAUGGAGUGCUGAAGAGUAAAAAGAGCACAGAGGUUUUAAAGCAUACAGGGAAAGAAAAAAUAGUAGACGUAGGUAGUGGCUUUUCUAAUUCAGGAAAGGCAUUUGCCUCUUGGGAAAACAGGCAUAAUAAUGGGCUAUCUGGGAAAUGUUUGCAAGAGGCUCAAGAAGAAGGGAAUUCCAUAUUGCCUGAUAGAAGAGGAAGACCAGAGAUCUCUUUAGAUGAAGGAGUAAGGGGGCAUGCACAUACAUCUGAUGACUCAGAAGUUGUACUUUCUUCUUGUGAUUUGAAUUUAACUGUGGAAGAUGAUGGUGUAACUUACACCUUAAAAUGUGAUAGUAGUGGUCAUGCCCCUGAAAUUGUGUCUACUGUCCAUGAAGAUUAUUCUGGUUCCUCUGAAAGUUCAAGUGAUGAAAGUGAUUCAGAAGAUACAGAUUCUGAUGACAGCAGUAUUCCAAGAAACCGUCUCCAAUCUGUUGUGGUUGUGCCAAAGAAUUCUACUUUGCCUAUGGAAGAAACAAGUCCAUGUUCUUCCCGGAGCAGUCAAAGUUAUAAGCAUUAUUCCGACCACUGGGAAGAUGAGAGAUUAGAGUUAAGGAGGUAUUCAUAUGAGGAAAAAUUUGAGAAUAUAACAAGUAAAGGCUGUCCUCAAACUGAAAAGUUCUUUUUUCAUAAAGGUACAGAGAAGAAUCCAGAAAUUUCUUUUAUACAAUCCAGCAGAAAACAAGUAGAUAACCACCUGCCUGAAAUUGCCCAUUCUCAGAGUGAUGGUGUUGAUAGUACAAGUCAUACAGAUAUGAAAUCUGACCUUCUGGGUCACUCAAAUUCAGAAGAAAUAACAAAAGCCAAAACAUCCUUUAGGCAACAAGAUGAGCUACCAGUUUAUUCUGAUGAUUUUGAAGAUAUCCCAAGUAAAUCUCGGCAACAGACCACUUUCCCUAACAGGCCAGAUAGUAGACUUGGAAAAACAGAGUUGAAUUUUUCUUCUUGUGAUAUCUCAUGCAUGGAUGGCUUGCACUCAUCAGAAGAGCUCAGAAACCUAGGGUGGAACUUCUCUCAACAAGAAAAGCCUACUACCACAUAUCAGCAACCUGACAGCAGUUAUGGAGUCUGUGGUGCACACAGGUAUCAGCAAAGUGCAGAACAAUAUGGUGGGAACCGUAAUUACUGGCAAGGCAAUGGCUACUGGGAUCCAAGAUCAGCAGGUAGACCUCCUGGAUCUGGGGUCGCUUAUGACCGAAUUCAAGGGCAGGUUCCAGAUUCCUUAACAGAUGAUCGUGAAGAGGAAGAGAAUUGGGAUCAACGGGGUGAAUCUCACUUUUUAAGCCAGUCUAAUAAAUUUCUUCUGUCCCUUCAGAAGGACAAGGGGUCGGUGCAAGCACCUGAAAUAAGCAGCAAUUCCGUUAGGGACUCUUUAGCUGUAAAUGAAAGAAAAGACUUUUCAAAAAACCUAGAAAAAAGUGAUAUUAAAGAUCGAGGGCCUCUUAAAAAAAGGAGGCAGGAAUUGGAAAGUGAUUCUGAAAGUGAUGGUGAGCUUCAGGAUAGAAAGAAAGUUAGAGUGGAUAUAGAACAGGGAGGGACCUCAGUGCCCCCAGGUUCAGAGCUGAUUGGGCCUUCCUGUGUCAUGGAUGACUUCAGAGACCCACAGCGAUGGAAGGAAUGUGCCAAGCAGGGGAAGAUGCCUUGUUACUUUGAUCUUAUUGAAGAAAAUGUUUAUUUAACAGAAAGAAAGAAGAAUAAAUCCCACCGGGACAUUAAGCGAAUGCAAUGUGAGUGUACACCUCUUUCCAAAGAUGAAAGAGCUCAAGGUGAAAUAGCAUGUGGGGAAGAUUGUCUUAAUCGUCUCCUCAUGAUUGAAUGUUCUUCUCGGUGUCCGAAUGGGGAUUACUGUUCCAAUAGACGGUUUCAGAGAAAACAGCAUGCAGAUGUGGAAGUCAUUCUUACAGAAAAGAAAGGUUGGGGCUUAAGAGCGGCCAAAGAUCUUCCUUCGAACACCUUUGUCCUGGAAUAUUGUGGAGAGGUACUUGAUCAUAAAGAAUUUAAAGCUCGGGUGAAGGAAUAUGCACGAAACAAAAACAUCCAUUACUAUUUCAUGGCCCUGAAGAACGAUGAGAUAAUAGAUGCCACUCAGAAAGGAAACUGCUCUCGUUUCAUGAAUCACAGCUGUGAACCAAACUGUGAAACCCAAAAAUGGACUGUGAAUGGACAGCUGAGAGUUGGUUUUUUUACCACCAAACUGGUUCCUUCAGGCUCAGAGUUAACAUUUGACUAUCAGUUUCAAAGAUAUGGAAAAGAAGCUCAAAAAUGUUUCUGCGGGUCUGCUAAUUGCCGAGGUUACCUGGGAGGAGAAAACAGAGUCAGUAUCAGAGCUGCUGGAGGGAAAAUGAAAAAGGAACGCUCUCGUAAGAAGGAUUCAGUAGAUGGAGAGCUAGAAGCACUGAUGGAAAAUGGUGAAGGUCUUUCUGAUAAAAACCAGGUGCUCAGUUUAUCCCGGUUAAUGGUUCGAAUUGAAACUUUGGAGCAGAAACUUACCUGUCUCAAGCUUAUUCAGAAUACACACUCACAAUCCUGCCUGAAGUCCUUUCUGGAACGACAUGGGCUGUCUUUGUUAUGGAUCUGGAUGGCAGAGCUUGGUGAUGGCCGGGAAAGUAACCAGAAGCUUCAGGAAGAGAUCAUAAAGACCUUGGAGCACUUACCCAUUCCUACUAAAAAUAUGUUGGAGGAAAGCAAAGUACUUCCAAUUAUUCAGCGUUGGUCUCAGACCAAGACUACUGCUCCCCAAUUGAGUGAAGGAGAUGGGUAUUCCAGUGAAAAUACAUCUCGUGCACACACCCCCCUCAAUACACCUGAUCCUUCUACCAAGCUGAGCACAGAAGCUGACACAGACACUCCCAAGAAGCUCAUGUUUCGCAGACUUAAAAUUAUAAGUGAAAAUAGCAUGGAUAGUGCAGUCUCUGAUGCAGCCAGUGAGCUGGAAGGCAAGGAUGGCAAAGAGGACCUUGAUCAGUUAGAAAAUGUCACUGUAGAGGAAGAGGAAGAGAUGCAGUCACGACAGCUAUUCCCUGAACAGCUGCCUGAAUUCAAAGUUGAGAGUGAAACCACUGUGGAGGCCAGUAAACUUCCCACAUUGGAACCAGAAGCUGACGCUGAGAUGGAGCCCAAAGAGAGCAGUGGCACCAAGUUGGAAGAACCCAUUGCUGAGGAAACACCAUCCCAGGAUGAAGAGGAGGGCGUGUCUGAUGUGGAGAGUGAGAGGAGCCAAGAACAGCCAGAUAAAACAGUGGAUAUAAGUGAUUUGGCCACCAAGCUACUGGACAGUUGGAAAGACUUAAAGGAGGUGUAUCGAAUUCCAAAGAAAAGUCAAACUGAAAAGGAGAGCACAGUAACUGAGCGAGGAAGAGAUGCUGUUGGACUCAGAGAUCAAACAGCUGCCCCAAAGACUCCUAACAGGUCAAGAGAGAGAGAUCUAGAUAAGCAGACUCAGAGUAAAGAGAAAAGGAAACGAAGGGGCUCCCUCUCACCACCUUCUUCUGCCUAUGAGCGGGGAACAAAAAGGUCAGAUGACAGGUAUGACACACCAACUUCUAAAAAGAAGGUACGAAUUAAAGACCGCAAUAAACUCUCUACAGAGGAACGCCGAAAGUUGUUUGAGCAAGAAGUGGCUCAGCGGGAGGCUCAGAAACAGCAGCAGCAGCUGUGUCAGUGUACAGCAGCAGUACUCUCCUGCACAAUCUCAAGCAACCAUAUAUUAUCAAGGACAGACAUGUCCAAGUGUUUAUGGUGUGACAUCUUAUUCACAGACAACUCCACCAAUUGUACAGAGUUAUGCCCAGCCAAGUCUUCAGUAUAUCCAGGGACAGCAAAUUUUCACAGCUCACCCACAAGGAGUGGUGGUACAGCCAACUGCAGCCGUAACUACAAUUGUUACUCCAGGGCAGCCACAACCUUUACAGCCACCUGAAAUGGUUGUGACAAAUAAUCUACUGGACCUGCCACCCCCAUCUCCUCCCAAACCAAAAACCAUUGUCUUACCUCCCAACUGGAAGACAGCCCGAGAUCCAGAAGGGAAGAUUUAUUACUACCAUGUGAUCACAAGGCAGACUCAGUGGGAUCCGCCUACUUGGGAAAGCCCAGGAGAUGAUGCCAGCCUUGAGCAUGAAGCUGAGAUGGACCUGGGAACCCCAACAUAUGAUGAAAACCCCAUGAAGACAUCAAAAAAGCCCAAGACAGCAGAAGCAGACACUUCCAGUGAGCUGGCUAAGAAAAGCAAAGAAGUGUUCAGAAAAGAGAUGUCUCAGUUCAUCGUCCAGUGCCUGAACCCUUACCGGAAACCUGACUGCAAAGUAGGCAGAAUCACCACAACUGAGGAUUUCAAACACUUAGCUCGAAAGCUGACUCAUGGUGUUAUGAACAAGGAGCUGAAGUACUGUAAGAACCCUGAGGACCUGGAGUGCAAUGAGAAUGUGAAACACAAAACCAAGGAGUAUAUAAAGAAGUACAUGCAGAAGUUUGGGGCUGUUUACAAACCCAAAGAGGACACGGAGUUAGAGUGACCAGUGGGGCCAGGGUGGGAGGACGGCUGAUCAGACAGGCCAGCCUGGGAGAAGAAAUUCCUUGGGCCUCUGUCCCACCCCCACCGUCGGGCUGUGCUACUGAUGACACGUCACCCUGGGAACUCAAGCCUGCAGGUGUCACCUGAAAGCCACAAAAUGAACUCCAUCUGCAGAUGACCCCUAGUUUCAAGCAAUUGGGCUGUGGUUAGAGGUCAUCAGAGGGAAUAGCCCAGGGAAGACCCUGGCCAAGCCUGACUCGACCCCACUUUCCACCUGGGUCUCCUCCUUGGCGGUGCUGUCAGCGCACAGACCCAUGCGCGUCCCCACCCAAGACCCUUUACCCUGACGAUCUGUAUUAUAUUUUAAUGUAUAUGUGAAUAUAUUGAAAAUAAUUUGUUUUUUCUUGGUUUUUGUUUGGUUUUUGUUUUGCUUUAGCCUCUAUAUGCUAGGAUCACAGAAAGACUUUGUAAGGGUGGUUUAAGUUCUCCUGCAAGGUUUAAUUUGUUAUCAUGUAAAUAUUCCAAAGCAGGCUGCCUUGUGGUUUUGGCUAGCCGUGUGCUCUGUUGAUAAGAUUGAUUUACUGCUUAAAAUCACUUUACUUUAUCCAAUUUUUACUGAACUUUUUAUGUAAAAAAUAAAAUGAAUUAAAGAACUUGG